AUGUCUCCCGUAAGAUUCUGUGAUCAUGAAUCAGUCGAUACGACUAAAGUCCUGUGGGCUAAAAUGAUGGGUGCAAACGAAUAUAGUGAUUUCGUUAUUAAAUGUCACUCCCGAAUAUUCCCUGUUCAUCGAAUCGUCGUUUGCACACAAUCAAAACCAAUACAAGCUGCAGCAAAUGGAGGAUUCAUGGAGUCUGUUACUGGCGUUCUCGACUUAGAGGAUGAUGAUCCUGAGACUGUCGCGAGAAUGAUCAACUUCUUGUACCUUCAAGACUAUGACGAUACUUCUGAGCCGAGUGAAGAAGCUGAAGAGGAGGGUUAUGGACGUUUGUUAAUCAAUACUAUGGUCUACAUUAUCGGCGACAAAUACGAUAUUCAAGCUCUCAAAGCCCUCGCAAAGAAAAAGUACGAAGCAGCAAUAGUGACUGAUUGGAACACGCCUUCUUUCUCAGCUAGCCUGGAACUUAUAUACGAGGAACUCCCAGAAAGCGAUACCUCUCUGACAUCCGUCGCCCUCGCAACUGCAGGAAAGCAUUUAAGAGAGCUAAACGACAGAGGAGAGUUUUCAAGCCUAUGCAAAAAUAAUCCAGCAAUCGCUUAUGAUCUUUUAACAACUAUUACUUCGCAACCUACUGCAGUUGCCUCUCCAGGCAAGAUGCACACGCAAAAUAAAAAAUCAUGUCCCAAAGGCCACACGUUUACACAUCUCAACGAUAUACACGCGAUGUAUGAUUCGGCCGCCUGGAAAUGGAAAGUCAAAUGUCCCAAUUGUGCGAUGCAGAAGGUUUGUUAUAAGGCGGAUAAUUCGUGUAAUCUCGAAGCGAAAUGGGAUGCCCCGGAUGUGGGGUAUUGGUAUUUGUGA
Messenger RNA from Botrytis deweyae, 861 nucleotides. RefSeq lists its product as uncharacterized. Gene Ontology annotation, molecular function: protein binding. The record is from RefSeq and is a predicted model, not a curated record. The coding region runs from base 1 to 861 and encodes 286 amino acids. The transcript is spliced from 3 exons. NCBI's taxonomy places the organism in Eukaryota, Fungi, Ascomycota, Leotiomycetes, Helotiales, Sclerotiniaceae.